Priceomyces carsonii is the source of this 717-nucleotide messenger RNA. Its product is annotated as ubiquitin-specific protease. Lineage: Eukaryota; Fungi; Ascomycota; Pichiomycetes; Serinales; Debaryomycetaceae. The transcript has a single exon. The record is from RefSeq and is a predicted model, not a curated record. Gene Ontology annotation, molecular function: cysteine-type deubiquitinase activity. Gene Ontology annotation, cellular component: cytoplasm. Gene Ontology annotation, biological process: ubiquitin-dependent protein catabolic process; protein deubiquitination. The coding region runs from base 1 to 717 and encodes 238 amino acids.
AUGUCUGAAAGAGCAGUGAUACCAUUGGAAUCGAAUCCAAAUAUUUUCAAUGAACUUGGAGAAAAGUUGGGGCUCUCUCCUGUCUUGCAGUUCUGCGAUAUCUACUCUUUGACUGACCCUGAUCUUUUAGGAUUUUUGCCGGAGCCAGUGUAUGGUGUGAUGCUUCUCUUUCCUUUAACUGGUGAUUAUGAAAGCCAUAGAAAACAAGAAGACAGUAGUCGUCCAAAGUAUAACAAUGAACUUUUUAGUGAGAUUAAGUGGGUUCCCCAGACAAUACGUAAUGGGUGCGGUCUAUACGCAUUGCUACAUAUAUUAUUGAAUAUUCCAAAAGACCUUAUUGUGGAAAACCUGAUAUUAGCUAAUUUUAGUGGCCAAUUGAGUAAAGCAAUACCACAGGAAGAUAUAGCCAAGCUAGUAGAAGGACUAGAGCAUAGGAUUCAAUUAGAUGAGAACUAUGGAGUUAUGGGUCAGACAGAAGCACCAGAGGCUGGAGCUCAUGUUGAUUUCCACUUCAUUUCAUUUAUCAAAGGAAAAAAUGGUCAUUUAUAUGAGUUGGAUGGAAGAAGAGCUGGACCUAUAGAUUUGGGUCCAUGCGAUGGUGAAAGUGUAAUUAAGGAUCCUAAAUUAGUUCAAAAGAUCCAAUCAUAUAUGGACAUGGCCGAUGAAAAAAAUAAGCUCAAGUUUGCCUUAAUGGGAAUAGCACCUUCAUUGAGUUAG